CCAGGGCCAUCAGCUGCCUCCAGAAGCCCACGUUGGGCCGCACGAAGGGCCGCCGUUCCAGGAGGCGCCGGUGCGACUGACUGAGGCUGAGGCCUUCACACCUGUGGCAGGAAGCAGAACCAGCUCAGAGAGUCCACAGCGGAGUGGGGGGUUCUCACCUCAUCAGGUGGGCCAUGACCACGGCGGCAGAGCGACUCCUGCCGGCGCUGCAGUGCACCAGCGUGGACCCGCUGCCGUUCUGAAGAAUCUCGUCCGACACCAGCUGGAAGUACCGGUCCAGUGGGGCGUGCGGCCGGUCCGGCACGGGCACGUGCAGCACCCGCAGCCCGUCCAGCGGCGGGUAGCGCAGGUCCUCCCGCCCGCUGCAGUUGACGAUGAGCGUCACCCGGCGGCUGCGCAGCACGCUGCAGUUCAGGGCCGCGUCCAGGUCCGACAGGUAGAGGCCGGAGCCGAUCUGGGACACGGACAUGACCGCGGGACUGGCGCCCCCUGGCGCUCCUCCUGCAGACAAGCACGGGACGUCACGUGACCCUCCUCGGAAACAGAACCGAAAGCUGAGCCGGUGUCGGACGGGCGUCCACAUGGCGAGCCCGACCCCCCAGCUGGUCCGGUACCACCCCUCCAUCCUGAUGCCGGACCGUCCGAGGUCGUCCUCUUGUCCCGGUCCAGGCGGGAUGAACCCGACCCCGCCGCGGAUGCUGCCCGAGGUCCGGUACCACCCCUCCAUCCUGAUGCCAGGUCCAGCAGCCGAGGCCAGUCGCGAGCGCCAGGCGGUACCAGCGCAACACCGACCCCGCCGCAGCUCUGACCCGGUGCGCUCAGAGGUCGGAACCACCUGCUCGUCUUCACUUGGCUGCGCCUCCGACUCUGGAGACCUUGACGGUCUGAACACUUGGCCCAGUUCUUCGCCAGAUCCGGGCCUGGCGCCGCUUCUGCUGGGUCCAAAGAUGGACCGGCGCGAGGCGGAGCGCGUGGAGCUUCUGACCCGCGGCCAGAGAAGCAACCCAGCCUGGUUUUCCUGGCGGAGGAACCGGAUCACGGCAUCAGUCGCUCACAGCAUCGCUCACUGCGGCUUCGUCAAGGGGAGCCGCGAGGCGCCGCCCGCCAGCUACCUGGCCGCCGUCACAGGCGAGGGGCAGAGCAGAGUGACCCGUGCCUUGAUGUGGGGGAUGGAGCGGGAGGGCGAGGCCAUCCGGAGCUACCAGGAGUCGCGACCCGCCGUCUCGGUGCAGGCCUGCGGCUUGUUCGUGGACUGGCGCCGGCCCUGGCUGGCCGCCAGCCCCGACGGCAUCGUGACGGACCGGCAGACCGGGGUCCGGCUGCGCUGCCUGGAGGUCAAGUGUCCCUUCAAGCACCGGCACCGGCGGCUGGAGGACGCCUGCCGGGACCCGGGCUUCUGCCUGGAGCCCACCUCUGACCUUUCCUUCCGCCUGAAGAGGUCGCACGGCUACUUCACCCAGGUCCAGUGUCAGAUGGCUGUCACCGGGUUGCUCAGCGCCGACUUUGUGGUCUACACCAUGCAGGAGUUGGCGGUGGUCCCGGUGACCUUUGACCCCGACUUCUGGGCGAAGACGCUGCCCCUGCUGGAGAAGUUUUACCGGCAGGCAGUGGUGCCUCACCUGAGGAGGGGGGCGCUGCAGAGGGCGAGAGAGGUCACAUGACUCUGGGCCUCUGGCCUGUCCUCAUCCUUGUGAGGACCGUCAGUUUGAGGGUGAAGACUGGGGGAGGCCGGGGAAAGGGUGCGAGCGGUCCUCAUGUGGACGUGUGUGUGUACUCUGUGAAUAAAGUCCAUUCAUGCUCACGCUCCAGUGUCCACUCGGAGGCUGGUGGCAUGACCUGUCACGUGACACUCCACCUGGUCCGCGCGGCGCCUCAGCGCGUGAGCCAGUCACGAGUCGCAGGUGCUAGCGUGUUUAUUAGUCAGUGAAAGUUUGGGCGCAGGCUCCGCCCCCUCACAGGUAGCCCUCCUUCCUGAACUGCUCCUGCAGGAUGUCGCGGUACUCGUCGAAGCCGCCGUCGAUGCGCCGCACUCGGCCUCCCUCACACACCCACAGCUCCUUACACACCAUCCGGAUCAGACGCUCGUCGUGUGACACCAGCAUGACUCCACCCUGGAACAGGUGACAGCUCAGUCCCCGCCCCCUCGCCGCCACACACUCCAGCCCUCGCAACAACUCACUCGGAACUUGUUGAGCGCUUUCGCCAGCGCCUCGAUGGUCUCCAUGUCCAGGUGGUUGGUGGGUUCAUCCAGGAUGUAGAAGUUGGGACUGAAGGUCAGAGGGCACAGUCGCCGUCAUCACCAUCAUCAUCAUCAUCAUCAUCAUCAUUAUCGUCACCAUCAUCUUCAUCAUCUUCACCAUCAUCACCACAGCGCCCUCCCUCACCUGGUCAUGGUCAUCUGGGCGAAGGCCACCCUGCUCUUCUGGCCUCCAGACAAACUGGCCACGGGCCUGGUGGCGAGCUCGCCUGUGAUGCCGUAGCCGCCCAGCUGGUGGCGAUACUCCUCCUCCGUUCUCCCUGAGAGAGGCGGCGGGUCAGUCCGGUCACAUGACCCCGGCGGCGAGGCUCAUAGCUACCAGGAAACUUGUUGAGCAGCAGCUCCACCGAGCAGACGUUGAGGUCCAGCUGGUCCACGUGGUGCUGGCUGAAGUAGCCGAUCUUCAGGUUCCUGCGGGGACACCGACGGGAAGUGAGGGCUCGGCCCCGCCCAGACCCCGCCGGCGCUCUCACCUGUGCGCCUGUCGGACUCCGCUGACCGGCGUCAGCUCGCCCAUCAGCAGUUUGAGG
Messenger RNA from Synchiropus splendidus (mandarinfish), 2787 nucleotides. Its product is annotated as translation initiation factor IF-2-like. The transcript is spliced from 5 exons. Lineage: Eukaryota; Metazoa; Chordata; Actinopteri; Syngnathiformes; Callionymidae. The record is from RefSeq and is a predicted model, not a curated record. Bases 468 to 1661 code for a protein of 397 amino acids.